Pocillopora damicornis (cauliflower coral) is the source of this 933-nucleotide messenger RNA. Its product is annotated as ATP-binding cassette sub-family C member 4-like. Gene Ontology annotation, cellular component: membrane. The record is from RefSeq and is a predicted model, not a curated record. Gene Ontology annotation, biological process: transmembrane transport. Gene Ontology annotation, molecular function: ATP binding; ATP hydrolysis activity; ABC-type transporter activity. Lineage: Eukaryota; Metazoa; Cnidaria; Anthozoa; Scleractinia; Pocilloporidae.
AUGGAAAGCCAAGGAUAUAAAAAACUCUCUACCAAUGAAGUUGAGGAAUCCAGAGAGUCCUUUUUGUCUCUUCUCUUCUUCCAUCAGAUGAGUGAUGUUCUCAAGACGGGCAAUAAGCGAAAUUUAGACGAGAAGGACUUUCUACCUCUUUUAGAGGAACACACUUCCUUCUCAACAACUAAAAAGCUUCAAAAGAAAUGGAACAGUGAAAUUACAAAGAGCCAAGAAAGUGGUAGAAGACCGAGACUUUGGAGAAGCAUUAUAAAAACUAUCAUUAUUCGGGAAGUGGCUACUAUUAUUUUUGCAGAAGCUUUAAAUUUUAUAAACCGUAUGAUUCAGCCUCUGCUUCUUGCAUAUCUAAUCUCAGCACUGACCUCAGAUAAUCACCAUUACACUCUUAUGACGUACGGAGUUGCCAUAGCAAUGGGCAUUAGUCCUUUGAUAGGCUCCUUUGGACUCCAUCAUAGGGCAUAUUGCAGCGAACUGUUUGGAAUAAAAGUCAGCAGCGCCCUCAAAGGUCUCGUUUACAUCAAGACUCUCCUUCUCAGCAAGGAUGCCUUGGUGAACGUUUCAACUGGUCGGGUGAUUGACCUUAUAUCAAACGAUGUUCAGAGGAUGGUAGAAGCGCCCUUUUGGUUUUUCCCCUUAGCUUAUGUAUGGCUGGACAUUUUCUUGGCUUCGUUUAUCCUUGCCUUCUUUAUUGGCUGGCAGGCCGUCUUGGGAGUGAUUUUCUUAUGUGUUCUUGUGCCAUAUUACGCCGAGCUUUCCAGUAUGAACGCUCUAAUGCGCCAGCGAACCUCAGUGGAGACUGAUCAGCGACUUUCCCUGAUAACUGAAGUGGUUUCCGGGAUCCGCACGAUAAAAGCAUUUGCGUGUGAGAAUGGUUACCGCGAGAAAAUACGGAGCAAAAGGAGGUAUUGGGAAUCAUUGUAA